Rhodamnia argentea is the source of this 718-nucleotide messenger RNA. Its product is annotated as early light-induced protein 1, chloroplastic-like. The transcript has 3 exons. Bases 96 to 641 code for a protein of 181 amino acids. The record is from RefSeq and is a predicted model, not a curated record. NCBI's taxonomy places the organism in Eukaryota, Viridiplantae, Streptophyta, Magnoliopsida, Myrtales, Myrtaceae.
UAGCCCUUCAAUCUAGUCCGAUUCGAUUCGAUUCCAUAUCUUUUGAGUAUUGUUGUACUAGCUUUCCCAAAACUUCUGGUCAUUGUUUGGAGAUCAUGGCCUUAACAAUCAUGAUGCACUCGAUCCCUGCAAAUCCUAGGACCGCGAUCGACAUUAGCUCCAGGAAAUCCGUUGUGAGAGGACUUUUCCCUGCCGACCAUAGUCCUAGGUUGGCUCCCCGGGUUGGCUUGCGUGUGAAGUGUAUGGCUAAGGAGAGCAAGCAGGAUCUGAACCCAUUCCCGAAAUCGAAACCAAAGGUGAGCACCGACUUCACGGACGUAUUCGCAUUCAGUGGGCCGGCACCAGAGAGGAUCAAUGGCAGACUCGCAAUGAUUGGCUUUGUGGCAGCCAUUGCGGUUGAACUGUCCAAAGGCCAGGACUUGUUCGCUCAGAUCAGCGAAGGUGGCAUCCCGUGGUUCAUAGGGACGAGCAUUCUGCUCUCGGUCGCCUCUCUUGUUCCCUUGUUUCAAGGAGUCACGGCUGAGUCGAAGUCGGAUGGGGUGAUGACUUCCGAUGCCGAGUUGUGGAACGGAAGGUUGGCGAUGUUGGGACUGGUUGCGCUGGCCUUCACGGAAUAUGUCAAGGGAGGAACACUCGUGUAGGGUUUGGGAAUUACAGUAUGUACAUGGAAAAGUAGGUCAGAAUGUAAUCCUCAUAAGCCAAUAAACUGACCAUUGUC